GACUGAACGGCGGUCGCCGAAACACAUGAGACACGAGUCAGGCCCGUGAAAACCCGUCGGGCACGGUUUGAAAAACGUCGUGUUCGACGGUCGAACUUCCAAGCGCGAGAAAGAUCGGCCGAAUCGAAAAGAUUUAGCUCGGAAAAUCGAUCGAAAUCGUAAUGAUGCACGUCACGUGACCCGACUCGGCCAAUGGGGACGUUGCAUCCUAAUACACCACCCCGCCCCGCUCGCUAGUCGGUAGUUUUCGGGCAUUAAUGGUCGUAUAUGCGAGUUUCUCUGUUUUUGGUACGAAAAUUAAUUUACUACCUAUGCGCCGGGAUCGUAGUGGGCAUCCGAAAAAUGACCGCGUAGUGUCAAGUGUGUUGGAAUAGGUGUUUUCGCCGUGUGCGCGUCAUACCGCCGGAAUUUCUCGUCCGUGGUGCGCCCGACAAUACAAUAAAAUCAAGUGCGCGCCGUGUUACCGCCACACCGCCGCCGUCGUACCGCCGCCGCGGUAUUAUUAUUAUUAAAUUGUAAUAAUAAUAAUAACAAUAAUGGACACGCCGCCGCCGUCGGGUUGUUUCGGCGUUGGCAAGACGUUUGUCGCGCGUGACGCCACGUCUGGUCGUAGUUCACGUUAUUGUUGUUAGCCGCCCAGCGUACCGUUUAUGUAUGUUUCAGCCACAGUCGAAAGGUACGUUUUUUCCGUUAGUCGUUGCUGCAUAAUCCAUAGGUAUAGCUUGUUGUAUACCGUGCGCGGGGGGGGUGACCUAAACGGCGACGGUGAUCGUUAACCCGCGUGUCGUUUGCACGGCAUUUUGCGAUGUGCGUUUGUAUUUACAAAAUAUGUCCGUAUACCCCCGACCGGGGGCACCCGCGCCAUGUUGAUCGGUAAGCGCCAAAAACGCUAACGGUAUAUUGGCGGCGAACACACACGCGCGCUAGUAUAAUAUUCAAGUACACACACACACACACACACACACGCACACGCACGUACCUAAUAUUUCGCACACCACUAAAUGUGGUUGUUGUCCAGUCGACUGGUCGCGACGGUUAUAUUUUUUCUAACGUUGUUUUGUGUAUAGUUGUAACCGAUGUUGAUUACGUGGUCUCAGUGUUCUCGAGUAGUUUUCGCGCCCAAGUUUGGCGCGCGCUCGUUGCCGCCAAACCGUUCAAUGUCCGCACCUGUCCUUUGAUUCUCAAUUGCCGCUGCCAUAAUUUCACCGUCGUCUUCGUCGAAACCACUACACCGCUAUGUUUAUCCCAUCAAACAGGUAGCUCCCUUGCACUAUCUAAUAAUUAUUAUAAUAAAAUAUUGGAUAUCAUGUUCUGCAGAAGGCAGAACUGUAUUAGACACGAUGUGCGGCUUAGGAUGUGUUUAUGGCCCAUGUUCCUUCUUAAAUACUUUACGGUCUUGUCUCCGUUUACUUUUACUCGUCUGUCUUUUUUCCAUCUACUAUGCACCUAUCUUCUAUCUACCCAAUGUAAAAAACGUCAAAUAGGGUUUUGGUCAACUAUGUACACGGAUGGCACAAUAAAUAAUUUUCCAGUUCACUAUUUGUGUUGUACUAAAAUUUGUUUAUUCAUAAUCUAUUGAUGUAUUACGAUGUACAUGUCGUACAAUACAUAGUUUUUAUUUUUUUUUAGGCAUACCGAAUGUUUGGCCAUUGUUGGUUAUUGGCUUAACACAAUAAAUUGGUAAACAUAACAUUUUUAGAAAUUAAUAUCUAUUGAUAUUUUGAAUAUAUUGACACUAUUGGAAUAAUUUUGAAUCAAUAAUGAAUACUGUGUUAAGAUGUUUUUAGUUUUAAUUAUCCACAUUUAUUACCUAUAUAGGAAUUUUGUUCAUUAAAAAACAUAUAUAUAUAUAUAGCAUACCAUUAUUUUUUUAUUAUGGAGCUAAAAAUAUCAGAUAAAUCAUAAUGAUCUUUUAAAAUUAUAGUAGGUAUUCAUUUAAAAAACUCAGAUAAUGUGAUUUAUAGCUAUAAAAUGUAGUUAUACUAAUUGUACUUUCAAAAUGAACAUGAUUUUUCUAGAAGUAUCUAAUCGGAAAAAAUUGUGUGUAUUAUUUGCAGGCAUUUUUCAAUGUGUAAUGUGUAAUGUAAUAUCAUUGUUUUAAAUUAAUAGAAUCGUACAUACCUUGUUUAAAAAAUCUGAAAUUAUAUAAUUUGUUAAAUAUUUUAACCUAUCUAGAAUUUUGUAGUUAGAAUUAAAUAUAAUUUUCUUUGUUUUUAUACUUAUUUAUAAAUUAUAAUAGAUAGUGUAGUUAAGUAUCUACAUUUUUAGUACAGUAGUAAUGCUGUAUAAAGUUGUAAGAGACGUUGAAUCAGUUUUUUUUAUAAGCAAUUAACUUAAACAAACUUUAAUGCUAUUAUAUUUCUAUUCAAAAAAAUAGUUCCUUUUUAUGUUUUCUAAUGUAGAUACCUAUUGCAGUACUGGUUAAAAACUACCUUAAAUCAAUAUUUUUGGUAUUUUAAAUUUUUACAGAAUUUUAAAGUAGGAGUCAUACUAGGAGGAUUUCACACUCAUUUUAUUUCAAAUUUGUUCUCAGCAAAACUAAUUUUGUACCAUUAGUUUUAAAUUUUCAAACGAAAUAUAAGAUAAAUAACUGUUGUAUACUCUGUCUCAUGAGAACAUGCCGUGCGAUAGCAAAAAUUGGUGGGCUUUGCUCAUAUCCACCGUUGUCGGUAACAAAAUUUGAAUGCAUGGAGGAGAUACAAUGGCCCGGUUGGUCAACAAACGAUGCGCAGAUUCAGCAUGCUCUUCGUGGGACAGAGUAUAUGUUGAUUUUUUUAUAAUAUUUUAAUUUGUAUGGGUCUGUAUGUGCUUGAGUACAAAAUGAAUGUAAUAUUAGUAGUAUUUUUAAAUUGCAAUAUUUUACAUAGAUAAUUAUGUUAUUUAAAAAUUUAAAUAUAUAUAUAUAAAAAUAACCAUUGUAAAAACAUAGAUAAUGUGCUUGCCUUUAAAUUUAAUAGUAUACAAUAGUGUUAGAAAUCAGAUAUUAGCUCUAAAAUCAGGCAGUUGGAAUAGGAAUUUAAUUUAAGUUUCGUGUUUGCUCUCCCUUUCAUACUAAAAGAAUUACACAAAAUAGUUCUGCUGACUAUAAAUUUGCUAUGUUGUGCGCUUGUAAAACAUAGACAACAAAUUUCAUCAAAAUUAUUGUUGUACUUUAUUUACUGUAUCUACAUUAAUUAUAUGUGAUCAAUAAUGUCACAUGAAAAAUAUGAAUUUGUACUACAUGCAUAUAAAUUUGUACCUAGUUACCUAUUAAUUUUUUGAUAUCGAUCCAAAAGUAAUGUUAUUUAUUUAUAAAUAACUAAAAUAAGAAUUAUCUAUAUCAUAUAUGGAUAAUAUGUAUGUAUAUAAAUAUAUAUAUAUAUAUAUAUAUAUAAUUAUAGAGCUUGGGUCAAAAAGGGCCAGUCUCAAUUUUAAUCAAUUUUGGGAAAUUAAGAAUAAAACCCAUUUUUGGGCCUUUUUGAUAUUGCAAUAGUAAUUUGUUAAACAUCAUCGGUCUUCUCAAAUCUCACAUUAACGAUUAUUGAGAUAUGCCCUUUUACCAUUAGUAAAAGCAUAUAACAUUUUAUUUAUAUGAUAAGUAAUAAAAUUAAUUUUCACCAAGAAAUUACAUUUUUUAACCCAAGCCUCGGAUAUAUAUAUACAUUAAAGCAAAACUAGAAAUCUUCGUUUAUUAUAAAUGUAAAAUAUUAAAUUUUAAAACAUAUUUUUAAGGGAUUAGAUAUUAUUUAUAUUUUAUACUUAAAAGAUACCUCCACUUUUUACUUAUUACAAAUUUCAGUUUUUACUAAAUUAUUUUACUUCAAUCUGUGUUUUAUAUUUUAACAUAAUGAUUAAUUUGUUUUAUUUCAGUGGGUUCAAUAUGCAGCAGGUGCCAGUUUCAACUCAAAAUAGUGGUGUGCCGGUAGUAAGUAAACUUUUAGUUGUAAAUUAUAAUAGGGACUCAUAAACACUUUUUGAAUAAUAUGAAAAGUUCUUUGGUUAAAAAUUGACCAACUAAUAUUACAUUAAAUUUGGAUUUAUGUAUUUUUUUUUUAAAUGAAAUAAUUGAUAUACUAUUUAUUUUGUAUACUUAUUUUAACAUAAGUAACCUAAUUGGUUAGAUAAAUCACUUAUAUUACUGUUAUAUAAGUAGGCAUCUAUUAUGUUUACUUACUUAUAUUUUUUAUUGAACAUUCCUUUGAAAUAAAAAAAUUUAUAUUUUUAUUAUUCAUUUUUCAAUUAGUAAAAUAUUACCUUGUUUUAUAAAAUAGGAUACUGCAAAUGCUAAACACGAUGGUGGUAAUAUUCCACCACCACGUAAUGAGCCAUAUAUUGAGCCAGUAAAUGGUGUUGUCCAACCACCAGUUGUACCUCCACCUAAUCGACCAGGUCGACUCACCAACAAACUUCAAUUUCUUCUAAAGACUGUAAUGAAGGCUGUGAUGAAACAUCAUCAUGCAUGGCCAUUCCAUCAGCCGGUCGAUGCUAGUAAACUCAAUUUACCUGUAAUUAUUUUUAUUGUAAUAUAUUAUACUAUAUAUAUAAUAUAGGCUGUAACAAGAUCAGUCAUCUGAAAUAACUUGUUUUGUUCAAUAUUUUUAAGUUUUUUUGUGAAAACUACUAGAGCCCAGAUUCCUAUAUUUUAUAUAUUUUUUAAAACUAAAACUAAAAUGGAAAAAUUGUUUAUACAUAAUUCAUUAUCUUACCUAUAGAUUUUUAUAAAUAUAUUUUGAAACUAAAUUUAAAUACUAUAAAUAUUUAUUAAUACUUAAUAUCCAUUUUCUAAAAUUUUUAAGAAGUUGAUAAUUUAAAUUAUUUAUAUUGCCACUACUAAAUAAUAUCAGUUGUUUCGACAAUUUGUUCAUGAAAGAAUAAUUUUCUUUCUGAAUGAUUUUUUUGUAUAAUUCACUAAAUUUUAGAAUUUAACGAUUUUAUUUGUAAACUAAAAAUUUGUAAUACCAACAUUUUGUUUUAAAAUAUAUUUAUAAAAUGGCCUUCUUGGAUUUUGUAAAACUAUUAAAAUUUUGUAUUUUUAGUUCUUAAUAAAAUGUAAAAUUAAGGAAUCUUAGGCUUAGGAAAUUAUUACAAAGUAUUAAAACCUAAAAAUAUUGAACAGAGUUAAAAUUAUUUCAGGUGUCAAAUCUUUGUGUUACCCUCUUGUGUAAAUAAAAAAAAAAUCAUUAGGUCCAUUUAAUGCGUUAAUCAUGCAUUUUAAUUUAAUUUUAACAUGGCAAUGUGAUCAUAAUAAAGAACACCUACUGUAUAUAAAUAAUAUAUAAAUAAUUUUUUUUUCAGUCUGAACACUUAAAAUAUUUUGGAUUACUUUUUUGCAUAUAUUUUAUUUUAUCAUGUGUAGUAAUUUUAAUAGUAUUUUAAGUUUUACGAAGUUUGAAUCAUGUGUUAUGUGUUAUGUGUUAUAUCACAUAAAAAUGAUCUACAAAUGGUAUAUUUAUUUUAGUUUCUUAUGUUUGUAUUUAUGUUGAUGCUAGUUUUUAGGAAUUUGUAUUGAACAAUUUUCCAACUGUUACUUUGAAGUUUUGAAAAUAGGUAUAUUUUAAUAUUAAAUUCUUGAAUUUAAUAAUUUAAAAAAAAACAGUUAGGAAAGGGACUAAGGAUAAGUAGAAAUAAACGUAUAUAGACUGGGUUUGGAGGAACUGAACAGGAGACUGCAAAUGUCUAGUUGAGGCUGAGAGUUUUAAGUAUCUAGGUUCUUAAAAAGAGAAUGGUGGCUUUAACUAAAACGUGAAUAAGGACAUUACUUAUUUUAAAUUCAAAAGUUAAUGAACUUGUAUGGUUUAAAUAUUAUUUUAGAGUCUAAAUUUUAGUUUAUAAAUUAUAUAAAAUAAUUAUUUUUAUAAAAAUAUGAUAGAAUAAUAUUAUGCCACCUAAAGUUCAAAGCCUGUCUCCCUUUCAUUUAAAUUAAAAUUUCCAACAAGGUGCCCUUUAGUAGAUGCUAAUAAUUUUAUUUAGAAUAUGAUUAAAAAAAGUAAAAAUAUAAUUUCAUAUGCAAAAAAGUAUUUAAAAAUAUUUAUAUUUUAUCAAAUAUUUGUAUGGUUCCAGACUUAAAUAAUGUCCUGUUUAUAUUUGAUGUAAGUAUAAUACCUUUAAUUUUAAUAUUAAUUUUUUGUAGGACUACCAUAAAGUAAUCAAAACACCCAUGGAUUUGGGUACUAUAAAAAAGCGUUUAGAAAAUAAUUACUAUUGGUGUGCUGAUGAAUGUAUACAGGAUUUUAAUACAAUGUUUUCAAAUUGUUAUACUUACAAUAAACCUGGUGAAGAUGUAGUUGUCAUGGCACAAACAUUGGAAAAAUUAUUUCUUGCCAAGGUAUGAGCUAUUAUAAUCACUUUUCCAAGUGUUUAUUUAUUUUAACAAGUGUAUAAUUACUUUUAUGUAUAUUUUUAGAUGGGACAAAUGGUCAAAGAAGAAACUGUAUUACCUCAACAUAAACCUGCUGUAAAAAAUCAUUCAAUCAUUCAUAAACUACCACCCAGUCAGACUCAACCAAUUGCUGUGGCUCCAGGUUCAACUGCCAUUGGUACCACACCUCAUUCCCAACAUAAUUCUCUCCCACCUCAAGUAAAUUGAAUAUGUUAUUAAAUAAUAGUACAUCUGUAAUAUAAUAAUAAAAUAUAUUUAAAAUUUUUUUUUUUAAAGUGUUAAAUAGUUCCUUCAAAUAGUGAUUAAUGUAUUAUUAUUAACAACUCAGUAUACAUCCUGUAAUGUUCUACAAAUUUAUAUGUUAAUAUUUUAUAUAUAUUUUUAUUUUAUCAAAUACAAUAUUUUCAAAAUGUUACUCUAGAAAUUAAAAUUACUAAAUUAAGAAACUAUUCAUUGAAAAGGAAUGUAUGUAUGUUUAUUUCUAGUUUUCUGAAUAAUAUCUAUCAAAUUAGCUAUUUAAAAAAUUAAGAAAAGUGAACAAAUGAAAAGCUUUUUUUUUAAUGAUGAAUGGGUGAUAAUACAAAAUUAAUUUUUCUUUAAAUAUGUGACCUUUAAUGGAUACGAGGGCUGAAAAAAACAAAAUGAAGAUUACAGGGAUGUAAAUUUGUAGCAUAUAGUGGGACACCUCUAUUGUAGUAAUAGUUCAUAUGAGGUAAUUUUUUAAAAAAAUCUGUUGGUUAUCUUGAAAAUUGAAAAAAAUUAAUAUUCCAAUGCAAUAAUUUAUAUUCAAUAUAUAUUUAUGUAUUAGCAAAGAUUAUAAUUUAAAUUUAUAUAUUUUCAUUCAUCAAUAUUUCUCCAUUGUUCCUUAGAAUAUUGUUCAUAAACAGUUUUAUAUAUAACAUGAAAUAGUGUAUAUUUUUAAAAUUGACAAUUACAUGGUAUCUCCAAGAGAUACCUAAUAUAUUAAGAACAUACUUUAAAAUGAUUGUUAGAUCAAGUUUAAAGAGUACAUUAAUAAACAUGAUUUAAUUUAACACUAUAUUUUUAGAUUUUUACAAUAAUUGUGUAUACAAUUGUUUAGUUUUGAACUAAUUAUCAUUAUAUGAAUUCAUUUUUUUUAUUUUUAAUGUAGAUUUUGGCUCCAACUGCAGGAGAUUAUGUUGCACAUGUUUCACAACCAGUGAAUGCGCCUAUUGGAGCAGCUAAUUCAUUAGCUGGUGGAAAACUUAAAAAAGGAGUUAAAAGAAAAGCAGACCCCAGUCCUAUCAAUUCAAUAGAUUCCUCUGUGUAUUCUGCCCCUGGUCCUAUAACUAUGACUACGGUGACAACCCCUGUGCUAUCUUCACAGACAGCUAUGCGUAGGGAAUCUGGUCGACAAAUUAAAAAACCUCGGGUACCUGAUGAAGGUAUUCUGUACUCUCAAAACACGACAUUACCAUCCGGAUCCGGUUCAAUUUCAGUAAUGUUUUAUUGUUAAGUGAUCCUAGUUGUACAAGGAUUUAAAUCUAUUAUGAAUUAUUUCAGGACGGGAAAACCAAAGAAAAAUUGACUGAAGCAUUGAAGGGUUGUACCGAAGUUCUUAAAGAAUUGUUUACCAAAAAACAUGCGGUAAUAAUACCCUAACGCUUGUUACAAAUGGUAUUUUAAAGAAUACCUGAUUGAUGUCUAAUCUGGUUUUAGGCUUAUGCAUGGCCGUUCUACAAGCCAGUUGAUGCUGCUUGGUUGGGCUUGCAUGAUUAUCAUGACAUAAUUGAGAAGCCUAUGGACUUGGGAACAGUAAAGGUAAUUUAACAUAUGUCCAGGUAAAUAUUAAUACCCAUUUUUAAAAAAAAAAUAUUAUAUAUUUUAUUAUUUUAGACCAAAUUAGAUAACAGAGAAUAUAAAAAUUCAAAAGAUUUUGCUGGUGAUGUCAGUUUAAUAUUUUCCAAUUGUUAUAAGUAUAAUCCUAAAGAUCAUGAUGUAGUUGCAAUGGCAAAAAAACUUCAAGCUGUAUUUGAAGCUAGGUUGGCUUUUAUUAUAUGUGAAAUGUUUAUUUUAAUUAUAAUUUUAUUUAAUAAACAUUUAACCAUUAAUAGAAUGUCAAAAGUACCGCCAGACCCACCAUUAUUAGAGUUGAAAAUGGAGCCUGAAGAUGAGAGUAGUUCAGAAGGAAGUUCUGGUUCAUUCAGUGAUUCAGACGAUUCUGAAGAUCUUGAAAAUUCUAGAAAAAUUCAAGAAUUUCAAGAAAAAGUGAGUCAAUUUAAAUUUCUUAAAAAAUUGAUUGUAUUUUUUAAUUCUGUGUAUAACAGAAACUAAUUACUUCUUCUAAGAUGUAUUUAUUUUCUUGAAUAAUUUUAGUUUUUGUUAUCAAAAGGGCUAUAUAUUUUUUCUGCCACAUUUCAGAACAUGAUUAUUUUUUCCAUAUAGUACUGUGUUUGCUAACAAUGGUCAUGAAUUAAAUUUUUACUUUUAAAGGCAGUUUUUGCAAUUUCCGGUUAAGUUGCGUUAAAAGUGUCUGUUACCUCCUGUAACGUUGUUAGUUAAGUGUUAAUUACGACAAUUCGUUCUUACAACCUUCGAUUAACGAUCAUAUAAUUAACAGGCAGUUUUACCGACAGUGAUUCCCAAAACAACCGCCUAUGACCACAUUUUAUUGUUCCACGCAUGUGCAAUUCUUGAGUUAUCAUUUAUCAUUUAUACAGUCAGAUAAUUCAUUAUAAAUAAUAUAAAUAUUUUAAUGUAAUUUUUUUUUUCUGGUUAUAAUACAGAACCCGGUAUUAUAAUAUUCAUAUCGAUUAUUGACUUAUUCUUCAUUAUAUAUUUAAUGUCUUAACUAUUUAAAACAACUUAAAAAAUUAUAAGAGACCACGUAGCAGUAAUUUUCCUACAACAGAUGUGACUACGUUGGUCGAGUUGGCUUCAAAACCAACUGUAUAAUAAUUUGGGGUAGUUCUUGUGUUCUUAAAAAAUGUUCAGUUUCCUAAUUGCAAUAUUCUAUUCUGACAUUUCAUUUUCGUAGUCUAAAGAAUCAUUUUCAAUCAAACCGCAGUUAUAUAUUGCUCUUUUUAUAAUUCUGACAAAAUUUAGAAUACAAUUAUCUAUUUUAAGAUUAUAAGAAGACAUUAUUCUGUAAGGGAAGACUAUGCCUUUUUCUAUUAUUUUAGAUACAAUGUUCAUUACAUAUUUUAGAAAUAAAAACUUAAUUCAUUAUUUUUAAUUAACUGUAACAUUUAAAGCGCAGUGUGUGUUGGUAGUUUUUGCUAUAUUGCCAGUUGGACGUAGACAGUACAUGCGAGUGUAGCAUCCUUUUAAAUAAAUUAAACCUGAUGUUAAUAAUAUUUAGGACCUUAAUGUUAUACUUAUCAAUAAUUUUACGUCAACUAACAUAUCAAUAGUCAUAAUUUGACAUAUUAUUAUCUGGUAAAUUUGGUAUAUUGUGUUAGUACUAUAUUUACCACAUUUAGAAAUUUUAACUACUAGCUUAUAAUAAGUACUAAUAUUAUUAGUUGAUGUGUGAUUUACCAGAAAUGUAUCUGUGGUUAUUUUAAAUUAGGAAAUAUAAUUUAAAUAGUUAUAAAUGUUUUUACAUGUUUGAUUGUUAUUAAAAUUUCAAUAUGAUGAAAUGUAUUCAUGUGCGUCAUUUGAUAUACUGUUUAUUAAGUUUAAUUAUACAUGUUUUUUGUGAAUUGAACUUUUAAAUGGGUAUCCAUUAUGAUAUGAAUUUUUGAUUCUGAAUUAAAUUUUGCAUUAUUUGUUGAUUAAAUUAAAUUAAUAUUAUUUUGUUCUAAAUUGUUUUAAUAUACAGACUUAUUAUUUCAAGGUUAGUUUUGUACAUUAUCGGCUGUGGCGGUAGCUAUGUGUGUGGGUAUGUUAGUAUAGAUAGGUUAUGGCGGUGUUGUUAGUGCCGAACCAAAGAAGAUUGCAUUAAACAAAUUGUAGUGAAUUUAUAAGAAACGUGGAUCAGAUAAGAUCUUUUUGUAUAUUUUUUAUAACAGUUCAAAUUUUAAUAAAAAUCAUCUCAAAACAUGCAUAAGUAAAAGAAAUUUGUUCAGAAUUGUUUUUCACUAGAAUUAGUUUAUUGUUUUGUACAGAGAUAAAUUAAUUAUCCAACUUUUAAAACAGGUUUUUAGUUGGGAUGAAAAAAUCCCAAUUAACUUUUUGUAGACUGUGCAAAAUUAUACUUAUCAUAAGUUUUAAAUAUGUGUCAAUUAUAUUUAUUUGUAUAAUUUUGAGCUGGUGAAAAUCUUAAAAUUUGGUAGCCUUGGCUUUUUUAAAAUAUAAUACUUAAAAACAUAAUUCAAAUAAUUGAAAGAAUGAAGAAUAACAUUCUUGCGUUUUUAGUUAUAAGGUACUUUUUACAAACUAGUAAAUACAUUGUUAUGGUUAAAUUUUUUAUAAAAAUAAAAGAUUUUUUGUUUUUUAUUUAUUUAUUACACAUUUAUUUAAGCAUGAUGAAAUAUUUAUAUUCAUGUGCGUCAUUUGAAUUUGCCAUAUAAUAGUUCAAUAAUGCAUGUUUUAUGUGUGAUUGAACUGUUGUGUAGUUAUUUAAUUAUGAUAUUAAUUAUAACUUCUGAAAUUAAAGAAUGUGUGUAUUUAGUAUAAGGAACAUUUAAAUGCAUAUAUGUAAUUUUUAAAAUUUGUUGAAUGCUGUUUAUGGAUUUUAUAUUUAAGUUUUUUUUUUUUUUUGAUACAAGAAGAUACAAGUUGGAAUCUUAUAUUCAUAUAUUUCUGUCCAACUUGUACAUAUAAUAAAAUAAAUAAAUUAACAAAAAUAUACCAAGAAUAUGAUGAUAAUUUAUAUUCAUGUGCGUCAUUUGAUAUUCCAUUAUUAUCUUUAUUAUGCAUGUUUUAUGUAUAUUAAACUUAAUUUUGGUUUUAAUAAUGAUAAAAAUGUAUGUAUUCUGAAACUGAAUUAAUGUAAUUAUAUUAUAGUUCUGAAAUGAAAAUAUUGUGUUUUUAAUAUAUUUUGUAUUUAUUUAUUUAAUUUUGUUAUUUUAAAUCUUAUUUCAGUUAAAUGCUCUUCAAGAUCAAAUGAAAAAAUUAAUUGAAGAAAGUGCUAGGAAGAAAAAACAAAAGAAAAAUAGCAUGAAUAAUUCAAAAAAGAAAAAACAUUCGUCUAGUGACAAAUUAAUUGCAUCUGCAUCUAAACCCCCAUUAGCUGUUACUUUAAAUAGUAUGCCCAUGAAUACUAUGGCUAAUUCUACAAUUAAUAAUGAUAUUAAAAUGCUACCAAGUGAGCCGCCUAUGAAUGCUAAAACAGCAGUACAACAGGUGCGCCCCUCUAUGACUAAUAUUUCAGCUGUCCAAAAUCCUAAAGGAGCUAAAGGUAAAGGCACUGGUACUAGAGGUCCAACUAAAGCCCCAGCACAACCAAAAAGGCCGAGGGUUAAUUCUAAAGCAAAUAAUCCGAAAAAGAAAAAUUCUGUUAGUGCCCCAGCUUUUGACUCUGAAGAUGAAGAUAAUGCUAAACCUAUGUCUUAUGAUGAAAAACGUCAAUUGAGUUUAGAUAUUAACAAACUACCUGGUAUUUAUUUAAAUUGUUUAAAUUGUAGUUAAUGUGUUAUAUUUAUAUGUAUUUUAUGAUAGGAGAUAAACUUGGCCGAGUUGUACAUAUUAUCCAGUCUCGUGAACCAUCACUUAGAGAUUCUAAUCCAGAUGAAAUUGAAAUUGAUUUUGAGACCCUUAAACCAUCAACAUUACGAGAACUAGAGUCUUAUGUGGCUUCAUGUCUGAGGAAAAAACCACGUAAGCAGCAAAACAGUAAGUUUGGGUUUUGGCCUAGUUCUUCUUGUUAUUCUUUUUACUUGUUAUUUUAUCAUAGAAUUAAAUAUUUUUCUCUUGAUCUACAUAGUAAUGUAAUUAAAACAUUUAUUCAAUGAUAUUUUAAAACUGGUUAUAAAUUGCACUAAUUUUAUACUUAAUUGUAUAAAGAUCAUUUUAAAUUUACAGAUAAAAAGGUUUCUGGGAAAAUUAAAGAAGAGCUUGGCGAGAAAAAACAUGAUAUUGAUAAACGAUUAGAUGUUACUGGACAACUAUCUACCAAAAAAGGCAAGAAAGGUAAUUUAUUUAAGUAAAUUUGUUUAUUAAUAUAUAUAUAUAUAUCUAUAUCUAUUUUGUUUUUAAUAGAUAUAUAAAUGUACAAUUAUUUCAUGUUUUGCAGACCCUAAAGCUACAGAAAUUGGUGGUCCUUCUCGGUUAUCAGCAUCUAGUUCAAGCAGUUCAGACUCAGAUUCAAGUUCUUCCAGCUAUUCUACAUCAUCAAGUGAUUCAAGUGAUUCUGAGCAUGGUAAGUGAUCUAGCAGUAUUGUGUUAUAAAUUAAGUGAUAACAUUUGCAAGUGAAAAAUAUGUUAUAAUAUUUUCAAUAAAUAUCAAAUCAAAAUAUCUCUUUUAUUAAAGGCCUGCUAUUAUAUUUUUGCUUUAAUUUACAUCAUUAUUUAUUAGCUGAUUGCUUUGUGUUAAAAACACUUACAUUUUGGUUUGUUUCAAAUCUUAAUUAUUUGUUUUCUAUGUUUUAAUAUUAUCUGGUUAGCGUAUUUGUUUUAAAUAUGAUUUCUAUUAGUAUAUUGUAUUUAUUUAGAUAUUCUUUAAUCAUGUGAAGUUUUAAUUGGUCUUAUAUCAUUAUUUUAAAAAUUAAUGUUACUUAUAAUGGUAUGAUAGCGCUCUACAUCAAUUAUGAAGCAAUUUGGGUUUUUGGUAAUAUAAACUAUUUAAAAAAUACAAUUUGUUAUAUAUGUAACUUAAUUAUGAGUUUUUAUAUAUCAGGUCAGUUUUAAUUUUAGAUUUGUGUGAAAUAUGUUUGUUUCUUAUCUAGUUGUGUGUUUAUAUUUGUUUUAUGUAAAUUGAGUUCUCAAUGUAAUACCAGAUGGUCUUGCUCCCAAAAACUUUAAGAUAUACAACACUUAAUAUUUUUAAAAUGUGUUCAAUAAAAUGAUAUUAAAUGCCAAAAAAAAAUGUAAAAAUAUGUUCAAAAAUAUCAAAAGAUGCAACAAAAUAUCUAAUAAUAUUUAUUAAAACCGUUAAAAACAAAUUUGGAUGAAUAAUUUAAUUAAAAAAUAGUUAUAUGUAUUAAGAAUGUAUAAAUUGAAAAAAAAAAAAUGUAUUUGGUUUUACUUUCUUAAAUGUGCAAUUACACGGAAUGAUCAUUGCUUUUGAAAUAUUUUUAAAGCUUACAAAAUUGUUAAAACAUGUUUAUACUUCACUCAGCAUCUACUGAUGUAAUGGGUGCCUAUUUGAAAUAAGUUAAAUCAUCAGGCGAUAAGUUUUUUUCUGUUUUGAUAGUAUUAUUUAUCUUAACAAUUUAAAAUUGUUUAUAUUAAACUAUUAUACCGUUAGGUGUAUACACAAAAGCACUCACUGAGGUGUACAAUCUAUGUGUGUAUUCUUUCUAUAGUUUUACUGAUUUAGUACACACAGGUAUUAGGUACUUCCUAUCAAUAACAUUUAUCGAUAUAGAUAAAAUUUCUGAAAUAUUAACUGAAAUAGAUGCUAAUUCAAUGUUAAAUGUCAAAUAAAACCUAAAAUAUGUGCUAUAAAAUAUGCUUUGAAAGAAAAAUUGAUCAAAUAAAAUAUACAUAAAAGUUUUGCUUUUGUAUUUUUUAGUUAUAAUACAUUUCUAUCAUAUUCUAUAACUUUAAUUAUUGAAUAAAAAAAUACAACAAAUGCUUGGACAUGCACCCUUUAUUUGUAACUAACUUAGUGUCUUAAAAACAAAUUUAUUUAAGAAAAAGAAAAUUAGAAACUAUUACUAUACAUUUUUAAAAAUUGUUUUUUAUAGCAAACAUAUGUUACUUGUAAAACAUACAAAACCUAAAUCUCCUAUUUCAUUUAAUUAUGAAAACUAAAUCUAUACCAUAUUUCUUAGAAUAUAAUGUAUUUUAAACUUAACUAAACCAACUUAAUUUUAGUGUUGAGCUACUUUUAAUGUUUAUAUUGGGAAAGACUAAACAAUUUAUUAUUAAUUUAAUUUAAUAAAUUAUAAAAAAAUUAUUUUGUGUAUGAUAGAUUUUAGAUAUUUAAUUACAAGUUUGCAGAGUGUUCUUUUUUUUUAUAAAUAAAAUGUAAUUGUGUCGAGUGAAUUUUUGGAAUGUGUUAAACUAUGUUCUAGAAUUGGGAACAAACAUAUUUUAUUAAAAAAAAACUUGCCUUAAAUAUAGUUUAUUUAUAUCAAUUAAUCUAAAUUGUAUUAAGGUAAAAUAAUAAGAUAGCUUAGUUGCCCCCUCCCCCUCCCCCCUUUUUGUUUUGUUUCUGGAUUUGGUAUCGACCAAUUUGACUAUACAUUUUAUAUUUAUAUUUCUUGUUUUACAAUUUCACCUUUUUUAUGCCAACUAUUUGAGGUCAACGACCCUCAUCCUUAAACUUACACUUGACCCAGUGUCCCACCUUGCUAGUGCACAAUCAUUCUUAAUGCCAUCUAACCACCUCUUUUAGUCUCUUUCUCUUUCAUCCUACUUUCAUUUUCAUUAAAAUUCUUACUACUCUAUUCUUUCAUUUUGUCUACUAUAGAAACCAUAACUAAGCUGCUCCUUUUCCUAUCUUCUCUCAUCACUACUCAUCAACCUAAUUAUUCUCAACAUCCUUUUACUCAUUUUUUUUUUAUUGUUCAAUACUUGUAACCAACCAUUAAUAUGUUUUCGCCUCACUUUUAAAGAACUUAAAAUUAAGUCUCGAUGGAAUCCUCUUAUCACAAUCUCUCCACGAACCUCUCCAUUUUACCUAAUUACAUUUAGUCCAGUGUUUCACAUUCUUGUCAAAGCCAUCAUUCUUUUGUAUAAAAGAUACUAGGUACUUAAAACUCAUAACCUCAUCUAUUACGUUACUGCUUAUUGUUGUUAGCUGUCUUUGUCCUGUUUCUCCAAACUCAUACUCUAUAUUCUGUUGUACUUCUACUUAUCCUUACUCCCUUGUUUUAUAUGCUACUUUCCAUUUCUCCAGUCUAUUUUAAAUUUUUUUAUCCAUGCUGUAUUAUCUGUAAACAUGCACAAUGAUGACUCCUCUUGCCCUUUGUUUCGACACACGAUUAAUAUAAGACAAUCAGCCAAAGUAUUGUUUUAAACUCCUCAUACUUACAGCUUUUACACUGGAUGUCAACAUUAAAAUAUUUGCUUUGAUAAUUUUGAAAUUUCUGUAAUAUAUGUUUAUAUUUGCUGAGCUACCCAGUAUUGACCAAUUAUUUAUUUAUUCACACUAAUCUAUUAUUUAAAAAUAAAAUAAAUUUAACCAUAGUGUUACUGUUAUUUUACUAUCUUAUUUUCUCAACUAAAUUUAAGUAUUAUAUUUAAUUAAUAUAUAAUACUAGUUCUAUAUAAACAACUUUUAAUAGUUAUUGCAAAUACCUAUGGUUAUUUCAUAGUAUACCUUAUAUUAGCUUAGCAAGUUGUAAUUAAUUUUCAAGUUUUGUUUAUGGAUGAAAUUUAUUUUAAAACAAAUACAAUUUUCUUAGCUUAUUGAAUUGGUAAUUAUUUGCAGAGUAUGAAUUUAAUAUUUAUUUAUUUUCAGAUAGAUAUAUUAUUUAUUAAUUAAUUUUUUUAAGGUGUAUACAUACACACACACAUACACUUUAAUUGUUUUUCCGGAGAUUUUUUUUUCAAAAUAUUUAUUUUGUUUGGUAUGGUGUUUUGUAAUCCAUACUUUUAUCUCCAUUAACAAAGAUUUUCGCAAAUAUAUUAUAUUUGCAAUUAUAUAACUAGUAUAAUUGUUAAAAAUAAUCCAUGUAUACAGGUUAUAAUUUUUAUAUCCUAAAAAACAAAAAUUAUUUUAAAUGAUUAUUCAAAAAUAUAACAAUAAAAUAAAUAAUACAAAUGUGUAUAAAACAAAGAAAAAAAUUAGUCUGGGCUAUUAUAAUAGGUUGUUUGUAUUUAUUUAAUCUUAAAGUUUUUAGUGUGUGUUGAUGAGAAAUUCUAGAAGUAAGUAUUCAUUUAUGAAAAAUGUGUUUUGUAUAGGUAUGAAUGGUUUCGAUUUAAAAAAUCAUCAAAUUGUAGUAAACAAUGGCAAAUAAAUGAAACAUUAACUACCAUAACUAUUUAUUGUAAUAUUAUUUGAUGAUGAUUUCGAUCAAAAUCAAAACUGAUCAAAAAUACACAUCCUAUUUAUUAUUUGGUUUAUAGUACCACCUAUUAUAAUGUUCUAGGCAGUCAUAAUUUUUUUAUUUUAUUGUUGUAUGUCCUACCGACGUUAUUGUAUUCAAUAGUUGACCUUAUUUAUUCAGCAUAUACCUACACUGUUAUAUCUGAGGAAGUCAACCGAAGAGAAUAUAUGUUUAGUAGAUGUGUUAGUUAUCUUAAGAACAUUCAUAAUUCUCCUCCAUCCAAUUUCUUAAUUUUUUUUUUCAAAAGGAAUUGAAGCAGUCAAGUAACAUAAUGUUCUUUACAGUUUUAAAAAUCCUGCUUUUGAUCCAAGUAUUGUGAACAAAUAUUUUUUCUUUUUCAUUGUAGUAACAAUGACAAAUUGGGCAGUCUUUAAUAUUAUCCAUAUUUAUGUUGAUCAUUUUAAUUUUUGCAUUGCAUUCAUUAUUACAUAUCAAUGAUUAUAAAGUAACUAAUAGUUUUCCUUUUUAUCUGUGUAGUUUAUAGUUGUGUAUGUAUGUAUAUAUGUAUGUACAUACGUAAGGUUGCAUGUAUGUGAUUAUUUGGUGGUUAUGGUUCUGAAAAUGAACCUUAGUGAUGUGUUUUAAAUUUAAUAAGUAGAUUCAAUUUUCAAAAUCAACAAUUUUUGUUUGUCUCUUGUAGGUGAUGCAAUAACCGAUAAAGGGGUGAAAAAACCGGAAGGCUAAAUUUCUGGAGAUCUAUUUUAAAUUAAAGUAUUUCAGGGAUUAGGCUAGAGUGCAGAACAUGUGAGCAUUUGUUUUUAAGUUAUUAAUGGUGAAAUAUGUUUUUAAUCUUAUUUUAAGUACCAUGUCAGUUUUUUUUAGUGAUUCCUCCCCUUAUUGAUUGCAAACAAUGCACAUUCUUAAUGGUUUGAAUUUACUGAAUGAAAAUAAUAAUUGUAAUUUUUUAUUGUUUGCACUCUUAGCCUUCGUCCCUAAUUCAUAAAGACAGUUAUACAUUUUAUAUUUUUUUCAAGAUAAUUAUUUUGUAAGUUGAAUUUAAUGAAAACCCGUCCAUGUUUUUCUUUUGUACUUUUUUUUAAAAUUAUUUUUUAUUGUAUUUAUGAUGCCAUAUUAGAUUAAUGUAAGUAACACAUUACUUAUCUUUCUUAUGCCUAAUUACCUUAAUGUGUUCAAAACAAACUUAACAUUUUUAACUUUUAUUUUGUAUAAAAAAAUUGACAUGAAAAAUCUUUAUGUAACCUUGUAAAUUAUUAAUUUUGUAUACUUAAAUAAUAUACAAAACAAAUUUAAUAAAAUGUAUAUAUUUUUAAAUUUAUUUGUUAAUUUAUAAUUUAUGCUCACAUUUGCACUCUGGUUUAUUAUUUUAUAAUGAUAAACAAAAUUGGGCAAUACAUAUAUUUAAGUUUUAAUGGGUACCUAAUAAUAUUAUUUAUUGUUUUAAUGUUUGACUGUUUUAUUUCAGUUGAAUACUAUUACUAGCAUUAUUAAAUUAUAAUGAUCAUAGUAUUAGUAUAAUAUGUAUAAUAUACACAUUAUAGCGUUUAUUCAGUGUAUUUCAUUCAAAUGGUAACACAAAAUAUUUCAGCUAGGUAGAUAGUAAUGGAUUUUUAAAGGAAUAGUAAUAGAGAGGAGUAAAGUACACAUUUUGAAUCAAUUUUCAAGAUAUUUAACCCUGUGAAACACAAAUUUGUAAUUAAACUUAGAUUUUCUUAAUGAAAAAAUUAAUAAAAAAAAAAAAAAAACCUAUUUUAAUUUAAGCACCAGAUCCAAUUUCUUAUUUUGUAAAAUCAACUCUCCUUCACUCCCUAUUUCCAUUGUGACAAUAAAAUACAAUUCAAUUUACAAAAAAUUACAUAAUUAUUUUUUCUCUUUAGCGCAACACAAAAGCAAUAAUGCAGGGGACUGAUGUCAAUUGCUUGAGAAAUAAUUGUCAAUGUGUCUUAUAUUAUUUCACACAUGAUAGAAUCUUGGAUUUUGAACAGUCUUUUUAAGUUUUUACACUAUUUAAUUUUAAAUAUUAAACUAUAUUUGAAUCUAUAGACAAAUAUCCAUGUAUAAAAUUACAAAAAGACAAAAUAUACCAGAAACACAGACUAUGCUUAUUGUGUUGGGCUCUAUUAAAAUAGUUAGUAAACUUCUAAACACCAGUUUGAAAACAUAGGGAGACACGGGAUAACUAUUCAUGGGUAAGAUAUAAAUGCAUUUUUAAACAUUUCCAGAAAAAAAAGAUGAUAUGGAGGAAAUUUUAAUUUAAGUUUUACAUUUUUUGUUCGUUCAAUACUGAUAUGGACAACACUGUUUGGGACUAGUUUUAAAAUAAGAUAGGUCCAUUAUUUUUUUAAAUUUAAUGCAACCAUUAUAUUAAUUAUCUAACUAUACUAUUCUGUCAACUACUAUACAUCAUGAUAAUACAAUUUGUUUAUACUUAUAGCAGGGGUUUCAAUCUUUUUAUUACACACCACUAUGUGUAUUAUGGAUCUGUCAUGCACCAUGUAUGACUAAAAAUUGAACUAUUUUUAAUGCCUAUUUAAUUUAAAAAUGAUUAAAAAGCCAUCAAAAGAUCGAAUAUUUAUAAAUUCAGUUUUCGUACUACUACCAUGCGACUUUCUACUUACCACAGUUUGAGAACUGCUGCUAUAUUGUAUUUUUUUAUGUGGAUAAAAGUAUUAAUAAAGAUGAUUACAAAAUCAUAUAAUUUUAAACUUUAGGUUAAACAAUUUAAAGUAUUUUUUUUAAAUAAAAAAAAUAUAGUUAUAUUUAAAAGGAAAAAUACUAUUUAAAACAGAUUCUAAAAAUAGGUUGUUCCCUUUAAAAAAGUUAUUUAGUGUACACCAAAUGUAGGAAGUAAUAUUUUAAAAGUAGGUUUUGAAUGUGUAAUUUGGUGUCUCUAAUAUUCCUAAAAGGAACCAUUUUAAUCUAAGGCAAUCCAGCUGAAAUAUUUUGUUUCACUACUUGAGUAAAACAUACUGUAUCUUUGUAUAUAUAGGAUAAUUUUUUUAAAGCAUAUUCACUAUAUUGUAUUAAAUUAUGUAUAUAUUUAAAUUCUGAUUUUUGGAAUUUUUAUUUGUAGUGAAAGAUAAUACUUUUGAAUACUUGAAUUUUUCACAUUUAAGCAGUAUCCUGUAGUUAUAUUAACUUGAUUUUUCAAAUUAAAACCUCUAGUUUUAAUGUAAAUUGUAUGUUGGUUGAUUUUUUUGAAAUUAUUGAAGUUAUUCUAUUUAACUAAGGAUAAUAUUCUAUUAAAUACAUUGUACAGUAUGUGUCUGAUAAAGUGCUUAUUAAUAAGUGUAUCCAAAAUCAGUUGCGGUUAGUAGUUUUGCCAUGCAGUGUAGGUUUGUUUAUUUUUAUAUUAUAAAUUUAGAAAAAUAAACUGCAACAACUAACAAUAUUUAAUAGACUUAUCCUUAGUAUUUAAUUCUGACAUUUUUCAUUCAAAUUUUUAAUGCAAUACAUUCAAAUUUACUGAAAAAUCAUCAGAUUCACAAUUUGGAUUAAAAUCAAAAAACUUGUAUUCGUUAAAACUUGUAAAUCCAUUUAAAUGUUCUGAAAAAUCUAAGUAUUUAUAAUAUUGUCAUUUACAACAUUUAAAAAUUCCAAAAAUCAGAAUUUGAAUAUGUGCAUAAUUUAAUUAUACAAAAAGAGUGAACGUGCUUAAAAAACAAUGUAUAGUUUAUAUACAUGUAUUUUGUGUUAUUUAUAUAAAUAUUUUUGUAUAUUUUACAAAAGUUCUAUUAACAAUUUUGCAUAAAAUUUUAGAAAUUUAUGUUCUACAGUUAAUCAUAAUGCUUUAGAACUAUUUUAUAAAUAAUUAUUAAUGAAUACUGUUUUGAAUAAUUACAAUUAUUGCUCAUUUAACAAUUAGUAGUACAAUUAAUUUUUAAUUCUUAUGAACAUGGCCGAAUUAAAACUAUUUUUUAAUAACAUUUAUACUCUAUACAGUCAGCUACUUUUUUUUAUAAAUUUAUUAUUAUAAUAAAACAAUUGUUUAUCUAUUAAAUUAAUGACUAUUAUUUUUUAAUAAAUGUUUACCUGCAAGUUAUAAAGUUAAUGAAAUUUGUAUUAUUGUUUUAAUAGUUUGACCAGUUAGUAUGAUAAAUAAUAUAAAAAUAAUCAAUUAUGACAUUGUACUUUAUUCAAUAAUAUUGUUUUUUUUAAAAAUAUAAUCUAUAAUGGAGUAAAAGUUUCAUUAGAACAUUCUAAUAAUUUGCUGAGUAGUUAAUUAUUGUAUCAGCAAAAGUGCAAUGUAAAUUUAUUUUUCAGUUUUAAUAUUAAUAAUUAUGUAAAUAUUCAUAGUUCUUAUUUCUCUUCCUAUUUCUAUAUGAAUUUCUUUUAUAGUUCCUAUUCCUUUUCAUAUUUACAUUAUCAAAAUUGUACCUUUAUUCCACCAUAAAUAAAUAUUAACUUUUAGCUAUUCAAUUUAUGAUAUGAUGAUUUAACUUUAGAUGGAUUAAUACUUUCUUGGACCAAUGUUUUAUUGGCUACGAGAAUUCGAGUUUGAACUUGGGAAUUUGAAAAAAAUUAGAUUUUUUUAUGUAUUUUUUGUUAUUAGAUUUAUUUUAUUUUCAUUACUAAGUAAACCUGAUACAUGUUAUGUGUAUCUAAUUAAAAGAAUAUUAUUUGUUAGUUAAUAUCUAUUUAAGAUUUAAUGCAAAGGACACCAUAUUAAGAAGAAAUAGUAAUAAGUAGGCAAUCUAAAAACCUUCACGGGGUAAUAAUUAUAAAACUACCAUAAUAUUCAUUAAAUACCUAUGUUUUAUUCUUAUUUAAUUGCACAAUCAUGUAAUUCCUUCAUUUUGUAUUGCUUUGCGAUGAUUGAUGUACGUUAAAUGUGGGAUAUUUAUUUAUAUGAAAUAACUUAAAUAAUUAACACUACAAUGAAAAAAAUGUUAAAAAUAUAUUAUAUAUUAUCUGAUAAUAUAAAGGUGUCUUCAAAUAUUUAAAUUUUAACUUUUUAUAGUUUUUUAUCUGUAUUUUUCAUCAUAUAAUAUUAUUAACAUAAUAUAAUUUUUACAACGAAAAAAAAAUACCAAGUAUUUUCAUUUUUUAAGGUGGCAACAAGCAAAAAAAGAAGAAACGUUUGUCCGACGACGUGUCGAUAAACGUGAGUAUCAUUCUUUUUUCCUUUGUUCCAUUAGUUGUGUUUCUUCAAUUGUCGGUUUGUGGUUUGUUAUAGAAAUCGGCUGAAGGCCAAAAAACGACAAAUGCUAUGAAACAAACAGGUCCAACCUCAACAUCCGUCAAUUCAAUCAACAAACCAGUUGUUAACGCUCAACCGAGUCAGUAUUUAAAUUUUAAUGUAGAUAAAGAUUUUUAUUUUUGAAGUUUACAUAAUUUUCGUUUUGGAUUUUGGUGCAUGUUUUUUUCCCAGUUUACGUUUUUUACUUCUGCAUAUUUUUGGGUUUUGUUAUAGUGGUAGGUGUGUAUGAUAUUAAUAUUGCAUGUGCUACAUCACACUUGAUUAUGAUCUCAGUUUUUAUUGAUUUUUUAUGACUAUUAUUUGAUUUGCAAAAUUGUUUGGUGAGCUUAUUAUUUUUUUUUUGGUUAUGUGUGUUAUUAUUGCAUAACAAAAUACGCUUUAUUGUCUUAUUAUUAUAACCAAAUUUUUACUUUUUGGUAAAAUUAGAUACUUUUGAAAAUAUGUCAACAACAUAUCGACUUUUAAUUCUUUAUAUUUUUGCUAAUAAGAAUGAAAUAAAAAUUCCUGUUAUUUAUUAUUAUUAACAGAGUACAACAUUAGUUAGCAUAGUUUAAUCAUUUACAAUGCAUGUAUUUAAUACAGCACUUUCAAUGAUUUUUUUUAAAAAAAUACUAUAGUAAUAAAUAAUUGAAAGAAAAAAUAUUUAUUAAUUUUGGUAAUUAAUUUUAUAUUGACUAUGAAUUAAUAUAAUAAUUUUAGUAUUAGUAUAUAGAAUGAUUCCUUGAAAAGGUAACAUUCAAUAAUUCUGUUCACUGAUAUUGGAUUGAAGUGAGCAUGUUUUCAAAUAGUUCUAUUGAAUUACACAUUUGUUUACAAUUUUCCAUAUUUUUACCUUUUUAUUGUGCACAUGUACAAUGCAACUUGCAUUUUUUUUUAAAUAGUAACACCUACUUUCAACAACAGAUUUGGACAGACAGAAAUUGUUUAAGUCAAUUAGGUCCUAUUUACAACCAAAAUUAAAAUUGACUAAAUUACAAGUUCAAGUUUUGAUUAAUAUUAUUGAAUUUUUCAAUAAUCAUCUUAGAAUUUUAUGAAUUAUUAUGCAAUUUCACAUUUUUUUUUAAAAAUUUAAAUUCAAAUAAUUUAAUAAUGUUUGCAAACCUACGAGUACAAAAAAAUAUGCAAAAUUACAUGAUAUAAUUCAUAAAAUUCUAGAAUUAUUGUUGAGAAAUUCAAUAAUAUUAAUCAAAACUUAAAUUCAUUGUCAUUUAGUCAAUUUUGAUUUUAGAGCUAUAACAAAAAGGACCAAAUUGACAAAAAAUGUCUGUCUAUCUAAAUCUGUUGUUUCUAGUGUCACUGGACAGAAUUAUUGAGUUUUACCUUUAACAAAAAUUACACUGUGUAUUUGUAUAAUAUUAAUUUUUAAUUUUUAUUUAAUUUUAACUUUUAACUUUUCAUUGCCUGUUUAAUCAGUAAACAAUUCAAAAAUAAGUUAAUAUAAUUUAUUGACUUUAUUUGUACAUGUUUAUAGUAUUAUAUUAAUUUCAUAUUUUGCAUGACUAUUAUAUUAUAUUGAAAAAAGAAAUUCUGCAUUCGUGCUUUGUAAUAUUACAACUACUUUGUAUUGGGUUAUUUCAUUUUAAACUUAUUGCCCUUUUAGCUUUCAAGUGUUAAAUUAAGUUUAUUGAAAUAUUAUUUGUUUUGUUGUAUACUGUCAUAGUGUUUAAUUAUUUUAAUUUUUUAGAUGUCCCAACAAAAAAACCACCAAUUGUAACAAAUCCAUUGGCUAUGAACACUGCCAAGACCAAUCCUCCAGUUACCCCUAAACCAACACCAGUUGUCUCUACUGCUCCAAGUCUUCCCGCAACCAACGGAAAUAUAUCUAGUAACUAACCCUUGUUUUUAUUUUGUGUUAUUUAUUGAAAAGUUAAUUUUUUUAUUUAUAUUAUUAAUUAACUAAUAUUGAAAGUCAAACCUAAUCUUUUUUUAGAUGGAGAUUCAAAUAAUUCAUCAAUGACCCAAGAUAAUAUAACGUCUAAUGGAAUUCUAUUACAGCCUACUUUAGUUGAAGUUAAAACAGAACCUGGACUUCCAUUGAGCAGCUCUUCACAAUCUAUGGCUUCCCUUGGGAACAUGCAUAGUGAUAAUACAGUACUCUCAACAAUGGGAUCAGUAUUUGAUCCUCUUACACCUCCUAGUAGUCAGCCCACCAAUAAUAAUUCUUUACGUGUCCCUGACAAACAGGCUGCACAUACUAUAGUACCUACAUCUAACAUGCAUAAUACCUUAGUUAAUGAUGGUAAUUUUAGUUAUUAUUAUUUUAUUUGUUUAUAAUGAAUUAUUCAAUGUCAUAAAGCAUGUAGAUUUUACAAAACUAAAUAUUAUAUUAUGAUUAAUUUAUGAUAUAUGAAACAGGGUACUUAAAAAAUGUAAAAUGGUUGUAGGACUUUCAGCAGUACAGCAUGUUGAUAUAGCACCAGUUAUGAACUCUGUUGCUGCUGUUCAUCAUUCAGUUGGACCACCAUUAAUGGUUCAUCCUACAAUGGAUAACAAGGUUCGGCCAUCACCGAUAACCCCAGUUAUUCAAAAUACAAAUCAGGUAAUUUUCUGAUAAAAUUUCUGAUAUGACUAAUAUUGAAUACUUAUACGUUUUAUUUAUAAACAUACGCAUAUAUUUAAUUCAAUUUAACAUAUUGUGUGACAUUCAUUGUAAAUUGUGUAUUGAGGGUAACUUUUUAAAAAUACCACCUUUUAUUUAUAGACCGAUUUUUAAGAGUAAUCCCUUCUAUGAUUUCAUCAUCCUAAAAUAUUUAAUAUUCAAAUAUAUGCAUUAAUUAACUAAAAUUUAAUAUAUAGGAAUUAGUUUUAGAUUCUUAGCGAAGCAAGUGGAAUCUAUUGGUUUUUACUAUGCUGUGUGCAAUUUGUUUUUCUUUUUGAGAUUUUCUAUUCUAAUAAAGUCUCCAAUCCAAAGGUCUUUUUGUAGGAUUAAUAGGUUUUUUUUUAUUGUGUUUUUAAUAAUUAGAAAGAAUAGGAAAAUUGUAUAUAUUUAUAGCAAUAUAAGUUUUAUUAUUUUCUAUUUGAUUUUCUAUCAGGAAUCUUAAACGAGAAACUCAAGAGUAAUAACUUUUUUGAAAGACAAUUUUUUCUAGUUGCUGUAUAGUCAUUAGUUAAUUAUCCUUGUUGUUUUAAUAACUAGGAAAAGCAAAAAUGUACGGUAAUAAUGAUUAAAUGUUUUAUUGUGAUUUGGUUCAAUAUAAUCUUAAAAACCUGAACUUUUUACAAAAAAUUUAUACUGUCAUUUUCUUGAUUUGGUAAAAUUUUCUAAAUAUUUUUUAAGCUUUGAUUUAUACAAUCAUUUAUAUAACAAAUUUUUUACAUUUUUAUUUGGAUAAAACUGUUGUUUUGGCCGAUUGAUAAUACUUGAAAAUUUAACACGAUUUAUCAUGAAAAUCUUAAAAAUCAUGGAAUUUUAAAACAUGAUGUUCAAUCAAACUUCGCUCAGAAUCGUAUUCCGUUAGUAAUGAUUUGUUAUUGCAUACAGAUAUAAAUUAAAUAAUUUAAUGUAUUCUACUUUCUAACUUUUUUAAAAUUUUAUAUUUCGUGAAUUUCAGUUAUAACAAUGUGUAUAUUUUUAUUUCAGCAAAAAUUUUAAGGUUAAUAAAAAAAGGUUCUGAUUUGUUCAUGUCAUACCUUUAAAAACUUGGUUUUUCACUUUGUUUCACCUUGAACUUUCAAAAAAUUCAUCUUAAGCAAAAAAUAGCUUUUAUAUAUGUAAAAAAAAAAAAAUACUCUUCGUAAUACAAAUGCUCCAAUUUACAGGUCUCUGUCUUGUUUAUUUUUUUCAAAAUAUACAUUUUUGUACCUUUUUGUUACAAGGGUAAACAAGACAUAUUUCUCCGCUCAGAAUCAUUCUUCCAUUUGUAUACAGUAUAUAAAAUAAAUUACAUUGUGUAUCCUAUCUGGUCUAAAUAUCUAUCUGUAAUAUUAAAUUUGUUUACAAGUUAUUGCUGAAUGUCCAAAAAUAGGUACCUUGUUAAUUUUAUGCCUUAGAAAAUAAGCAUAAUGCUUUGUUAAUUGUAUAAAUCAAUAUAUAUUUAUACAAUACACCUAUUUUAUACAAUUUAUGGAAAUUAUACGUUUUGAAAAGCUACUCUUUAAGUUUUAAGAUUUAACAUUUCCUAAUUGAAAAUAUAAUUGCAUAUAUUAACAAUGUCUAUUAAUACAUGAUUUUGUUAAUAAUUAAUAGUUAUUAUUUACAAUGUAAUUGAAAUUUUACCUUUUCAAUUGGUUAUAUUUAAAAUAGGAUAUUUUGGUGUUUUUACUGUUGCAAUAUUAUGAAUUAGUAUUUAAUAAAUUUUGAUCAAUUUUUUUUUUUUUUUUUUUACUAAAAUAUAUUAAGUAAUAUAUUAAUACUCAUUAAAAUAUGUUUAUUGCUUUGAUUAUAUUUGUCAUAAUGGUGAUGGUUAAAUAGUUUAAAAUUUAAUUAGUGACAGUAAUGCAGCAAAAGUAUCCUAAAUAUACAUGAAUAUUUAACAUUAUUAACCUUAACACUAAUUUGGGGUUUAGGUAUUUCCACAGUUCAAUUUAGAUUCCUCUCCUCAGGUAGCAGCAUCAUUUAUGGGACCAUUACGUCACCACCACCACCACCACCAUCUACAUUCUUAUCCUGUCCCAUGGGAUCCUAAUAUUGGGCCUUCCUAUGACACUGCAGAUGUAAUUAUCACAUUUUUUGCUUGAUGAACAAACUUUUUUGCAUUAGUGAAUUUGGCUAUUGAAAUAAUAAUACUUCCGUUGUAGUAAUUUUAAGCAUGAAUUUAAUUUAUUUGCUAUUAAUAGAUCUUGUAAAAUAUAUCUAUUAUAGGUGGUUAUUUUUUUUUAGAUUCUAAUUGCUGCAAGGAAUAUAUUUGUGGUUUAACUAUGAUGAUAUGUACAAAAAUUUUUUGUCAACCAAUUAUAUACUAGAAAUCUUCUUCCAAACAAAAAAUAAAUUUUUUUAGCAUUUUGAAUUUGGUUGGUACAUUGAGGGAAUUAUAUUUUUAUUUUCAUGAUAACUGAUGAAGAAUGUGAUGAAAAACUAACAAAUUUACAGCAUCAAAGUUUUAUUAUUUUACAUUUCAUUUUUCUUUAAGAAAUGUUGUUUUGAAUUUUUAAGCUUGGCGUUUUCUGAGUGUAAAAUGUUGUCUUUGUUGGUAUACAUGGAUGAGAAUUUUCGAUUUUUAAUGUGGUUUUCCUAAUAAUUCUGUAAAAAAACAAGAAAAAAAUUAACUUUUAUUAUGUAGAUCUUUUUUUUUCUAAUUUGGUGAAAUAUAAUUGUGGAAAUCCUUAAUUUUUUUAGUUUAUUUUGUAUUGGCCUUUUCUAGACGCACAAUUUUCAAAACAUUCUGCAAGUUUUUUUAUUUUUUAAUUAUUUUUAAACAAUUUUUUUAGUUUUUAUUUGGAUACAUUUAUUUGGUCAGAAAUUAUAAGUUGUAAGUGUUUUUUAGUGGUUAAAAAAUGUUUAGUGAAAUGUGUAGUUUUUUUUAUAAACGUGCAUUUAAGUUCAAAUUUUAAAAAAAAUUAUAAAAUAUAUUGCAUUUUAAAUUAUGUUCAACUGACUUGCUCAGAAUAGUAUUUCUUAGCAAUAAUUUUUUUUUUUCUAACAUUUGGUAUUUGCAUGUUUUUGUAUUAAAGACAUUUUUGUUUCCCAGAUUGUAUUGUUUGUUAACAUCUAUAAUAAUGGUUUGAUUUUAGUUUUAAAUAAAUAAAUAUGUAUAUGUUACGGUAAAUGUAAGAAUACUGGUGAAACCUAUGAUUUACUAGUCAGUCGUAGGUUUUACUGGCUGCUGUCAAUAAACAUCUAAAUUUCAGAUAUUGACAUAUCUAGGAUGUAUAAAAUAGUUUAUUUGAACCCCUAAUAAUUUUUUGUAGUUUGGAUUUUUACAAAUAAGAUUUUAAUUUUCCCUUGCUUUUUUUUUGGUUAUUAUUACAAUAUGUUUUUAUUAUUAAAUAUUACAACUAAAAUUGAAUGUAUAUUUUUAUUUUAAAAAUUAUUAUUUAUUCAGGUAUUUUUGACUUUAUUAUAAACCAUGACAAAUGACAAGUAUGUAUUAAUUGGAAAACAGUCAAAAGUAAAAUUCCAGAAGUUGAUCAGGAGGCCUUGGUAUUCUUACUUUUACUGUGACAUAAAUAUCUUUUUAAGAGGUACACACAGCUCACAAUCGUUAUAAUUUUCAUAUUCCCACGUGUCAGCAAUUUUUUUUCCAAUAUGUUCAAUGUAGUCCUAGAUUAUCAGUUUAAUAAAAAAUCAUCUCAAUUAUAGUAUACAAUUUUUAUAACUUCAUGUUAGAACAAGUCUAAUGGAACAUUAUAUAAUUGAGAAUUAAACCAAUAUUAAUUUGCAUGUGAAUUGAAUUUAUGGUUUUGUUGCAUGAGAUGCUUUUAAAAGUUUUAACAUGUAAUAUUAGUUGUACAUACAUUUUAUAUUGACUAAUACUUUGAUAUUUUCUACAUUUCUUUAAUUUGUAUUGAUUGUUUUAUUUUUUAGUUAAAUCAAUUGAAUAUUACAAUUUUAAUUACAUUAUAUUUAUAUUUAAGAGUAUGCUACACUUGUAUUCUCUGCCGCUUAAGUCUAUAUAAUAUGUAAUAUAAUAAAAACAAACUUCUAAACUUGAAAUAUUAUUUAAGUCUUGUUAGUCACAGGACAUUUUUGUGCUAGUGUAAAUAUAAAUAGUUAUAAUCAAAAUUUUUGGGAACGGUUUUUUUAUAUCUAAAUUUGUCAAUUUUAUGUUUUUUUUUUUUUUUUAAUAUUUAUAAAUUUAAAUAGAAUCAGUUUGUGCAUACAAAUAUUUAAUAAAAAUGGUUCCAUUUUUAGAACCAUAACAUAUUUACCUUAGUACCAAAAUUUAAGUUUCUAUGAUCAAUAGGAUCUAAUUAUAUUUGAAAUUUAAAAGCCUGAUUUUGUUAUGCUGCCCGUUGGAUAGACAGAAACAGCAAAUUCAUGUGUAGCGUCCUUUUAAAGCAAUAAUUACAUAUUUUUACAUUUAUAGACAAACGAAUCAUAAUGAUUAAUAUUAGUUUAGAAAUUACCGUUUAUUAAAUUGUCUAGUAUGAAUUGCCAUUUUUUCUUGCCUAUUUUAUUUAUGUUAUUUCUUUUUCUUUUUUUUUUUUUUUAUGAAUAUGCGGUUUUUAUGUGAGUUAAUAUAUACCCAUUUUUUUUAUUUAUAGCUUACUGAUCAAAGAGUUAACUCAACAAGUGUUUGGAGUUCAUUAGCUCAACCAGAUGCAAAUAAUCCAGCAGCUGGAGCAACAAUAAAACCUUCUACAGCAGAUUCUUUUCAGCAAUUUAAGAAACAAGCAAAAGAAAAUGCUAAAAAGGUAAUAAAUGUAUUUUUAAACAGAAGUUUUUAAACUUCUUAUUUAUUAUUAUUAAUAAUAUUUUAUAGCAACGUGCUUUAUAUGAACAGCAAGAACUGAGGCGCCAUCAAAAAGAACAAGCAGAAAAAGAGCGUAUUCGUAUUGAAAAUGAAAAACGAAGAGAAAAGGAAGAAGAAGAAGCUCUUGAAAAAGCCAGGUAAAUUUUCUUGCUUUUAUUUUCCAUUAAGUAAUGUAUUAAUCUCAAUUUUGAUUGUAAUGUUUAGAAAAACUGUUGCUGAGCAGCAGUCUUCUCGGUUAGAUGAAGUCAAAGCAUCUAGCAAUACAGAUGAUAGUUCUAGUCCUAGUCAAGAUCGCGGUGCUGAAGGUCGUGAAAGACAAAGAUUACGGGAACAAGAGAGAAGACGCCGAGAAGCUGUAAGUCAAACAAAUUGUUGAAUUAUUUACGUGUAUUAAUUUAAACUAUUUAUUAUUAAUUUCUAUUAUAUAUUAUUACUAAGAUGGUGAACCAGAUUGAUAUGAAUCGCCAGAGUGAUCUGAUGGCAGCAUUCGAACAAACAUUGGCUCCACAAUAACAGUGAUGACCAUUAAUGAUGAAAAUAUUAUCUUCAGAUCUACUGUCCGUUCAUCCUAUGUAUUUAGAGUAUGUAUAUGUAUGUAAAUAAGACCAAAGUGUAUGCCUUCCAUGUAAAUAAUUCAUUGUAUGAAUUAAUUUCACUUUGGACUAAUGUUACAUUUUUUUUUCUCUUAAUGUUAAGACACGACAUUUUUUUAUUUGAAUCAAUUUUUGUUUUAUAAACUAAAAUUUGUUUUUUCUGUUUUGACUAAAAUGUAGCAUAGGAAAUAUGAACUUUGUAAGUAUAAAGUCACAAUUGAUUUAACUUAUUUUGUUUGUUUGUUUUUUUUUUUCGUUCUGUAUAAACUAUAACAAACAACUUGAUCGAAACGCUCAAAAAUAAUUGUUCUUAUUAGUGUUGAGAAUAAUAUUUAAGAUAAAACAUUUUUUAGGGAUUACAUUUUUGCAUAUUUUAUUAUAUUAUUAUUUUUGUUUUGAUACAAGUAUUUUGAAUGCAGUGUUGGCUGAUUAUAUUGCUACCAAAAUACCAUAUUUAUAUUUUUUUGUUCAUGUACAUAAAAUACAUUUAAAGUACCUAAUCAAAUUGUACAUAAAUCAACAAAAAAUGUUGUACAAAACCUUGUAUAAUAUUAAAAAUAGUUAUAUGUUAAAGAAAAUAAUAAAUAGUAAUAAUAAUAAUAAUGCAAAUAAAAUAUUACAAUUUGAAAAAUAUUUUAUUACAAACUAAUUUUAUUUUUAUUGUUUCAUUCAUUAUUCUUUCUUCUUUUAGUAAUUUAGAAUUCAGUAUUAUCUUAAAAUUAGUUUACAAAAGAAAAGAAAAAAUACUUUUGCAUAAUUAAUAAUAAUACAAAUUGUUUAUGCAAUGUAUAAUAUGUUUGUAUAUUUGUAUACAUAAUGUAUGAACUUAUUAUAUAUAAUUCAGUUUUAAUAUUUAAUUAUGCAAAAUGUUGUGUGUUAAGGUUAAACAUAGUUUAAAUAACAGAAUAAUCUAUAACACUGAUUGUUUUUUUUUUUUUUUUUUUUUUUUUUUUUUUUUUUUUUUUUUAUUAUUAUUAUUAUUAUUUUAUUAUUGUAAUCAUUUAUUUAUUAUUUUCAAGAAAUAUCAAGUGGUCAUAAGUGGACUUUUGUUAGUGUAUACAAAUUGGCCGAUUUUUAUUUUUAUUUUAUUUUUUAGUAUGUUAAUAAUAAUAUGAAACUUAAUUUGUUAUGAUAUAUGAGAAUAAUUAUAUGAUACAGGUGUUUUACAUUCUGCAUAAUUGUGUGGUUUUAAUAUUUUCCACAAUUUUAGUCGUUCAUUUGUCACUUUUUUUUAAUUAAACAACAUUUUGCUAAACGGGUUGAAGAAUUUUUCAAUUGUUAUAAAGUAUUAUAUUGAUCAUUGUAUCGGGUGUUUUAAUGUAUUUGGUGUAAAGUAAACAUUUCAAUUUUUAGUCACUACUAAAAUAUGACCUUCAGAUAAUUUAAUACAUUAUUUUAAACCAGGAUGUAUUAUAUUUAAUUUGUAAAAAAAAAAACCACAGUUUCAAUUUCAAUACAAUAGUUUAUUGAAAUAAUGUUUUGAAAUUAAAAUAUUUAUUUAUUUAAUGGUUAAAGAGACUGAUGUAUUUAAUAAUGCACUUAAAUAUUUCAAACAGCAUGAUAUUACUAUUAUAAUUAAUAUAGUUGUGUGUAGUUAAUAAAGUACUGAAGUCAAGGAAUCCCGUAAUAGUGUUUUUUUCAAUUUUAUUUUAUAAAAAAAAAAAAAUGUAAAAAACAGUUUCAUACUUGAUCUAUUCUGUAUAGAUAAACCUAUGAACUAAAAUAUGUGUUUAGUAUUAUGGACCUGCAUUCUAUUAAAAGCAAACAUUUGAUUGAAAUUUAAGUGUUAUAUUGUUCCCCAGCAUCC
Molecule: messenger RNA, 31332 nt
Organism: Cinara cedri
Lineage: Eukaryota; Metazoa; Arthropoda; Insecta; Hemiptera; Aphididae
Source: the annotation of a GenBank genome assembly